UAACAUUAAAUCAUAUGCUACAUUAACAUUACAUGAGACAGGAGGACCCGAUUUUGUGGACAAGGUACAACUCGUUAUCUUGAGGCUGGAAUGAAUAAUAUCAUUCUGACAUUCAGGAUUUCGAGGUCGCCCAGCGUUGGUGGCUCUGGUCGCAAGUUCGUGCCCCUCAUGCCGGCGCGACCGUGGCGACCGGGUGCGACGUUGAGCAAGUGGCGUUCCUUUCAAGCGCAAUUCACCUCGACGUUCAAUGCCUGAACGUGCAUUUUGCAAUUGUAAAGAAGUUGCGUAGUGCAGAACAGCCUUCCGGGUAGUUAAGUUGUCUUUCCUGAAGAACGUAGUUAGCCUGUAAACAACAAAUUGUAGAUGUCAUUUGCUGUUUAUCUUUAAAAAAGGGUUUUACUUAAACGCGUUCACAAUGGAUUCCACCAGUGCUGCACUUCAGAGUUUAAAACUUGCAAUAAAUGGAUAUUUUCGUAAUAAAGAACCGUGGCAAAUUGUGACAAUCACCGCAAGCAGUGUCCUUGCCAGUGUGUGGUUAUGGGAGUUCAUUUUCCAAGAAGAAAGUGUGCUCUCUCGUGGGAAAAGAAAAUUUUUCAAACUAGCUCGCCUUAUACCUGCUGUAGCAGCUCGCAUUGACAAGGAAAUGGAAAAUAUAAACAAUACGUUUGAGCAUGAAGUUAUUACUCGAACCCAGGGAACCCCAUAUAUUACAUCCUUGCCAGAAAAUGGGAAAAACGAUAAAGAAAUAGUCGAAAUGGUGGAAAAAUACUUAUCAUUAGGUGACUACAAAUGGAGUGAAGGAUAUGUGUCUGGAGCUGUUUAUUAUUACAACAAAAAUUUAAUAAAAUUGCUAACAGAGGUAUAUGGUCUUGCAUCAUAUACAAAUCCUUUGCAUCCUGACAUUUUUCCUGGUGUAUGUAAAAUGGAAGCUGAAGUUGUUCGUAUGACUGCUAAUCUUUUCAACGGGGGACCACUUUCUUGUGGAACUAUGACAACUGGUGGUACUGAAUCUAUUGUUAUGGCCUGUAAAGCAUACCGUAAUUAUGCCUUUGAGAGAGGUAUUAAGCAUCCAGAGAUAGUUCUGCCAAGAACUGCUCAUCCCGCUUUUGAUAAAGCUGCAGAAUACUUCCGUAUGCGCAUUACACAUGUACCUGUUGAUCCUGUAACUACAAAAGUUGAUUUGAAAGCAAUGAAGAGAGCUAUUAGCAGAAACACAUGCAUGCUUGUAGGAUCUGCUCCAAAUUAUCCGUAUGGUACCAUGGAUGAUAUAGAAGCAAUUGCAGCUCUUGGCCGUAAAUAUGAUAUUCCCGUUCAUGUGGAUGCUUGUUUAGGAGGUUUUGUCAUAGUUUUUAUGAGAAAAUGUGGUUACUCAAUUCCUCCAUUUGAUUUCUCUGUUCCUGGUGUCACAAGUAUAUCAGCUGAUACUCACAAAUAUGGGAAUGCCCCAAAGGGCUCAUCCAUUGUUUUAUAUUCUGAUCCUAAAUACCGCCAUCAUCAGUUUUGUGUAACUACAGAUUGGCCUGGUGGUGUUUAUGGCUCUCCAACUGUGAAUGGUUCUCGUGCAGGAGGUAUAAUUGCUGCCUGUUGGGCUACACUUUUGCAUUUUGGUUUGGAAGGUUACGUCAAUGCUACAAAGAAGAUUGUGGAAACUACAAAAUAUAUCGAGAAAGGGUUGCGGGAAAUGAAUGGAAUUUUUGUUUUUGGGACUCCCGUAACAUCUGUAAUAGCAAUUGGUUCAAAUGACUUUCACAUCUACAGACUUGCAGAUGCUUUGAGUGAAAAUGGUUGGAAUUUAAAUCCACUUCAGUUUCCAUCGGGAAUUCACUUGUGUGUAACAUACAUGCACACAGCAGAAGGCGUUGCCGAUAGAUUUUUAUCUGAUGUGAAAAAAUUCGUGGAUGUAAUAAUGAAGAAUCCGAAAAAAGAUGUGGAAGGAAAGUUUGCCAUGUAUGGAAUGUCUCACAGUAUUCCUGAUCGGUCAAUUGUUGGAGAUUUUACUCGUUUCUUUUUAGAUUCAAUUUAUUACACUCCCAGCCAAGAAAAAGCAAAUGGCUCCAAAGCUCUUGUAUAAAGAAAAUGAAGGACUAGUGGAUAUUUAAUGUAAUAUUUGUGUGAUGGGACCAGUUAUUUACAAUAUACUGAUUCAUUAUUAUUGAAUAUUCAUGAUAUGCAGUAAGAAUUGUGCUAUGAAAUGUAAAUAUAGGCAAAGUUAUGAUCAAAACAAUGUUAUUAUUUUACUGUAACAGUGUGUUGUUAUGUUGAGAGCUGGAGUUUCCUGGGAUCAUAUUACAAAAUAAUAUACAUAUUAUAGUAUAUAUUUUUACACAGUAUUAUUUUUAUGCUGCAAUUUUGCACAUAAUUGUCCAGUAUAUUUUGCAGUUGGAGAAUACAUACAUGAAGAGCAUAUAAUACAUUGAAUUUUUGACUUUUUGUGAGUUCUUAACUUUAAGACAUAUUUUUCUAAGUAUAUAGGAGCAUGCUUAAUGAAUUUACAGGCUGUGAAUAUUAAUGUACAUCUAUUUUUAAUAAGUAUCCUACUUGAACCAUUUUCCUUCAAUUAUCUACUAAUAAUAAUGAAAUGUUAAUGAUUUGUACUAUCUUUUUUUUCUCUAUUAAGUGAGAAAGAUUUACAUUUAGAUAUUUUCAUUUCCAGUAACUAUUGAAUUCUGAAUUUCUCGUUGAAUGCAAAAAAAUUCUUUCUUUUCUGUAGUGCUUAUAUUGAGUCCUAUGCUCUGCCCUCUAAACAGUGUACGUAGUCUUCAGAUUCAGAACAUUUUGAAUGAAAAUAAUUUGAGCAACAAAACCUCAGUGCCAGAGCUUACUCCUUUUUACUUCUGUACAGAAUCAUCAAAAGCAAUGCUAACUAACUGCAAUUCUGGAAUUCUUUUGAUAUCUGUUUAUUCUUUACAGUACCAUUUUUUAAACAAAAAUGUUGUACAAAUUGUGGAAAUUGUUAGUUAUAUUCUCUUCUGCAUUACUCAUUAAAAAUCUAAAUUGUCUCAUCUGCUAAAAAAUUGAAUAAACCCAUCAGUUAUAUGAAACUUGAAUUGGCUUUUACAACUAUUAAUCUGUUGAUGCUAUUUGUCCAUAGCACUACCCGCUUCCCAACAAAAAAUCUCUUAAUGCCUAGUUAAAGUACUGAUUUAAUAUAUUUUGAGAAGAUACAAGGAAGAAACUUUAGUGACUUGCAGACUGGUGUGCAUUCUUGUUUUCCAAAUAUAGUAUGUAAAUUGUGCUUAGUAUUUAAUAUCUUGUUUGCCUUUAUUAUUUGAAAAUUCUCCUUUUCGAGUCAAAAUGGGCCAUUUUCCUUUAGUCUUGAGUGUAAAGUACUGGAAUAUUUGAUAUCAUUAUUAUUAUUAUUAUUAUUAUUAUUAUUAUUAUUAUUAUUAUUAUUAUUAUUAUUAUUUAUUACUGUAAAAACAACAGUUGUCCUCUUGUAGACAAUGAGAUAAUGUUGCAAUAUAUUGGAAAGAAUCAUUUGGAGGUUAUCAGUCCUCUCUGGGCUUUAAGUCACUGCUGUUGUAUUUGCUAUGUUAUUGUGGCACGCAAUCAACUAUACUUAGCAUUCAUAAUACAUGUAUUUCCUGAAAAGAUUUGUGUGUAGGAAUAUAUUCACAGACAAAAGAAAGACUAAAAUUGUCAAUGUAGUUCACCUGUCUUACAUUCUCUCUCUCUCUCCAGAAUCUAGAAAGAAUUUCAGAUUUUCAUAUUUGUUUUUUUACUUUGUCCUUUAUCUAAAGCAUCUUAUUUUAUUACUUUAAGUAUUAUGUUUCUUAGUACUCAUUGUGAAUUCAAAUAAUCAAGCAUGAUAAGUGUUGUGCUAGUCUGGUUCUGUAUUGAAUUGGAUUUUUACUUUUUUUUUUUUUAAUUUGAAGUAGAUGUUAGGUGGUCUGGAUGUCAGGGACUACGAGAGUGAGAACCAAUUCAGCACUUGACACUGGAGGGUUGUGGCUUCAUAUCACAUCAUGAUCGUGUAAUUUAUCCCUUUUGUGUAUUGUGUUGUAGCACAUCAUGAACCAAUAGCCAAAGAUUCUGUAGGUGUCAGCUCCAAGGAAUGUUGGGGAAUGUCAAAUACAAAUAUGAAAGUAAAAAAAAAAAAAAGGUGUAGUUUACCUCAUAAUUAAUGUGUUUGUGAAUGGUGCUGUAAACUUCUGUGGCCUUCAGUGUGAUAAUUAUUAGUAAAAUGUGAUUAUUAAUAAAAAAGGAUUAUAAUGUUUUUAAUAUCUUUUAAAGCAAUCUGUAUGCGAAUUAUAUCAUCAAUCUAUUUUUGUAUACUAUUUCAAUUUACUUUGGCAAAUUUUGAUAAAUGAUAUUUGACAGAUAAAGUUUACAAUUUAUUUCAAUGAAGUUAUAUGCAAUGAUUAUUCAAUGUACAGAAAUUUUAAAUGUACAGGAGUGAUGGGGAUGAUGCCCAUACAAUAUCGAGUAACGGAGAAUGAUUUUCAUUAGAUUGUGAACACUACCAGAAAGAAAUCAAAAUAUGAUAUUCUAAUAACAACUUCAAGAUAAUAAUCAUUUUUCUGAAGUGUAAGUUAAAAUGCAGUUUAAAUCUAUAAAGAAAUGAAGUAAAUGUAUUUUACUAGGUUUGCAAAUUUGAAAAUUAGGGCAAAUUUGAAAGGAAGAUUUAUGAUAAUUUGUUCCUUAUUUCCUCUAAAACCAUAUUGAUUCUCUGUUUAGUGUUGUUGAUUGAUAUCAACAGGAAUUUCAGUUAAAGCUAUUUUUGUUUGAUAUUUUUUCUCUGAAGCUUAAAAAAAAAUAUUAUCUUAAAAAUAAUGUAAGUUCCAUGUAUUUCAUUAAAGGUGCAGAAAUGCAGGUUUUGCCAGGAGUUAAUAUGGAUAUUUUAACAUGGUUAUUGUUUAUUAUUUCAAAGUGAAAAUGCUCUUAUUAUUUGUUGAUUUCAUAGUUUGAAUAUCAAGGUUCCCUAAAGCUUCAUUCUAAAAGUACUAUCCUUUUUAAGUCUUUCAUAUA
Gryllus bimaculatus (two-spotted cricket) is the source of this 4968-nucleotide messenger RNA. The record is from the annotation of a GenBank genome assembly. NCBI's taxonomy places the organism in Eukaryota, Metazoa, Arthropoda, Insecta, Orthoptera, Gryllidae.